AUGGCGGAUCAGGCUCUUCUUCAACCUUUCCUAGCCAAACCCGCCGCCAAAGACUCAGCAUUGGAGUCAGAUUCAGGUAUCUUUAUUCGGAUCUUCUCUGUUAUUCUCGUCGUAGCGAUCUCCUUGUGGGCAAACCACGAGGCGUCCAAAGGGUUCUCCAUAACCAUCAUCAACGAAGCUAAAGAAACUCCUUCCGGUGAAAGAUUCUCCCUUUUCUUCGAGUCUGACGAUACCGCGGUGCGUGUCUUGCUCGAGACGAGCUUCUCUGUGGAGAGAUUGCUCUACGACGGUGUUCCUCAUCGUCUCCGGAAGCCUGUGAACCACAUUACCGUACGGUUCUAUGGAAACAGAAGCGAUGUCUCGGUAACUUCUGACGCAAGUAAUGGAGAGUAUGUGAUCGGUUUAAGCUCAUCUCUAACGGGAAUAAGUGAGUUUCGUAACGGUGUGAGAGCAGCAUUGCGACGAUCUAUGGUUAGGAUUUGGCUAUGGGGAGACAACGAGUCAGGGGCUUCGCCGGAGCUUGUGGCCGGGUUAGUGGAGUAUUUGGCCGUGGAGGGUGGAGAACGUCGUCGUUUUGAUGAGUUAGGUGUGUAUCCAAAGGAUAAGGAGUCUGCGUAUGUGGUGGCUAGGUGGUUGGAUUACUGUGAAAGACGUAGCGAGGGUUUCAUCAGACGGUUGAACCAUGGGAUGAGACUUAGGUGGGAUGAUCAGACGGUGGAUCUUGUUUCGAAUGGUGCGUGUGGCUCACGUAAGGAUGUUGUUGCGUGAGCCAAAAGACGAAGAAUGACAGUGGAUUUGAUCAUUGAGAGGAAGAACAUGAUUGGCUCUCCUGCCGUCUUAUUGGAGAACACAUGGCUCCACGUGUGUAAUUAAAUUGUUCAGUGUAUAUAAUUCAACGAUUUUGUGUGGAAAUGACUUGUUUUCUCGGAUAAAAUAAAGGCUUUAUAAGUUUGGUUUGUUAAUUAUCAGAGCCCAGUUUUUGGUGACUGAAUACUUUUGAUUUACAAUUUUCUGAAAUGGGCCAAGGCCCUGUUAGUUUUUAUUUUUAA
Raphanus sativus (radish) is the source of this 1049-nucleotide messenger RNA. RefSeq lists its product as uncharacterized. Bases 1 to 768 code for a protein of 255 amino acids. Lineage: Eukaryota; Viridiplantae; Streptophyta; Magnoliopsida; Brassicales; Brassicaceae. The transcript has a single exon. The record is from RefSeq and is a predicted model, not a curated record.